This is a messenger RNA of Anolis carolinensis (green anole), 1314 nucleotides long. RefSeq names its product lysosomal acid lipase/cholesteryl ester hydrolase. Gene Ontology annotation, molecular function: hydrolase activity, acting on ester bonds. The coding region runs from base 98 to 1282 and encodes 394 amino acids. The transcript is spliced from 10 exons. The record is from RefSeq and is a predicted model, not a curated record. Lineage: Eukaryota; Metazoa; Chordata; Lepidosauria; Squamata; Anolidae.
AGGCUCUCUUCAUUUUAUUACCUUGCUGCUCAUUCUAAGUCUUAUACUUCAUCUGUUCAAGAUUCAAGCUAUACAGGAUCACAGCACCAAGUCCAGGAUGUGGCUUUUCAUUGCCAUAGCAUGCUUACUCCAUCAGGCUACAUAUUCAGAAGGACUCAAGGACAAAAGACAUUUGAAUCCUCAAGAAUUUAUGUCUCCUAAUGAAAUUAUCAAAUACUGGGGAUACCCCAGUGAAGAAUAUGAAAUCCUGACUGAGGAUGGGUAUUAUCUCAAGGCAAACAGAAUUCCACAUGGAUUACGCAAUCCUGGGAUGUCAGAGCCUAGGCCAGUUGUGUUGUUAGUACCUGGAGUCCUGGCUGAAGCUAGGUGCUGGCUCGCAAAUAUUCCAAACAAUAGUUUGGGAUUUUUUCUAGCUGAUGCUGGCUAUGAUGUAUGGAUAAUAAAUAACAGAGGGACCACAUGGUCUAGAAGACACCAGAACCUAUCAAUCAAUCAAGAAGAAUUCUGGAAUUUCAGUUUUCAUGAACAGGCAAUGUAUGACAUUCCAGCCACCAUCGACUUUAUCCUGAAGAAAACUCAGCAAGAUAAAUUACAUUAUAUUGGCCAUUCCCAGGGUGGUUCAUUGGGUUUUAUCUCUUUCACAGCCAUGCCACAAAUUGCUAAAAAAAUCAAGCUCUUUAUGUGCUUUUCUCCUCCCUAUACAUUGGUGCGAACCAAGGGACUCAUGAAAAUGAUUGUGUCCCUUCAUGAUAGAGUCAAAACACAUCUAUGGGGCAAUAAGGAAUUCGUAUUUUUUAGUAACAAGUUGAAAACCAUCAAUGCCAAUUUGUGCAGCCAUCCAGGAAUAGACAAAUUAUGUCUCCAACUAAUUUUCCUUGUUUCAGGUUUUAAUGAGUAUAAUUUAAAUGUGAGUCGAACAGAUGUAUAUAUGGGAACCUAUCCUGAUUUUACUUCUGUAAAAACAGUAAGACACUGGAGCCAGAUUGCGAAAUCAAAAGAAUUUAAAUAUUUUGACUAUGGAAAAGAGAACAAAGUUGUGUAUAAUAUGACCAAGCCUCCAUUCUAUAAAAUAGAAGAGAUGAUGGUGCCAACAGCUGUAUGGAGUGGUGGGAAGGAUAUUAUUGCACAUUCAAAAGACAUUGAAGAAUUGCUGCCUCGAAUCACUAAUUUAGUUUUCUACAAAAAUAUUCCUAGCUGGCACCAUGCCGAUUUUCUUUGGGGUCUUGAUGCUCCCAGUCAACUAUAUACUGAUGUGCUUUAUCUGAUGGAGACAUAUAAAUAAAUAAAAACUUAGCAUAGACUGUGAACAAUGAA